This is a messenger RNA of Penicillium angulare, 3720 nucleotides long. RefSeq names its product putative cell division control protein Cdc25. Gene Ontology annotation, biological process: Ras protein signal transduction; positive regulation of GTPase activity. Gene Ontology annotation, molecular function: protein binding; guanyl-nucleotide exchange factor activity. The record is from RefSeq and is a predicted model, not a curated record. Gene Ontology annotation, cellular component: plasma membrane. Lineage: Eukaryota; Fungi; Ascomycota; Eurotiomycetes; Eurotiales; Aspergillaceae. Bases 1 to 3720 code for a protein of 1239 amino acids. The transcript has 2 exons.
AUGUACGAAUAUCGCGCAGUGGACUUGGCUGUCGACACGGGAUCUGCGCUGGCUUCAAAAGCCGGGGCUUUUGCGACCGCUCUCGAGUACACCGACGAACAGGCCACUACCCCCACAGCUGCAUCCCGGCACCGUGGUCGGGGGACGAGUAUCUCGCAGCACUCCGACCGUCUCAAUCAAUCUCCCUUGAAAAUGGCGACUAGCUAUGCGGUUAGCCCUGAGCCUCCCGCGCUGUUCGUGCGGGCCAUGUAUGAUUACGAUGCCGAUGACCAUACGAGUUUGAGCUUCCGACGUGGCGAUAUUAUUCAAGUACUCAAUCAAUUAGACACCGGGUGGUGGGAUGGAGUUAUUGAUAAUGUUCGUGGUUGGUUCCCCAGUAACUACUGCACAAUCAUCACAGAGGCAGACGAUUUCGGCGAACACAUGGUGUAUGGCCAUGACGAUACCGACCUUAGCGCAGAAUCGGGAUUGGAAGAUGAGUACGGGAAUGGACACGACGAGGAUGACGAGCUGGACUCAGAAGGGAACCCGCGCGAUUCACAGCCCAUGUUACCGAUCGAAGGUGUCCCGGGCAAACAGGAGCAAGAGGAAGCUGCAUUUUGGAUCCCGCAAGCCACACCCGACGGUCGUCUCUUCUAUUUCAAUACCUUGACUGGAUAUUCGACCAUGGAAUUGCCCUUCGAGAACCCUACCUCUGCGACUGAAAACGGCCCUCGAGACCGAUCCAACUUUUUCGUCCCCGACCAGACGCGACCACCUCCCGAGUUGAUGGCACGGGGAUUUGAGAGAGAGGAAGAUGAUUACGAUGGCUCCGCCUCUGAAGCUGAAGGAGAGUCGUUGAUGUUGACUUCGCAUGACUCCAUCUCUCGCCGCCGCCGAUCUCUUAUGGACGGAGUGUCACCCGCCACCUCUAUGGAUUCUCUGUACCCCCCAGGGCCUAAAGAUUUCAAACUACCGUAUGCCAACAAAAGUCCUCAGCCGUCAUACAGCAGCGCAGGAGGGACCAGUGCCAACACCUCCGUUGUCGAAAUCAUCUCUCGGCCCUCUAUUUCCUCCAAUACCCCCGCGCGCUUUGUCGAUGACGGCUUUAUUCCGCCUGUUACAUGGCCCACCUUGGUAGACAACAUGCGACAUGCCGUUGAGGCCUACCGCCAGACUCUUCUUGCCGGUGAAAGAUCAGAGUACGUGAGAAAGGCCGAAGAUAUCUCGGAUCAUCUGCGUAUGCUCUUAGCGGCCGGCUCAGACACCACGGACAAUCAUUCCGGAAAUCCAUCUAUCAUAUCCACGAACAAGGCGCUUUAUCCCUACUUCCGAGAUAUGAUGUCGAAAUUCUCUAAAUUGGUUUUGUCAUCACAUAUCGCUGCUGCUGACUGGCCUGGUUCGGAUUCAGUCAACAAAUGCUUGCAAGAGGCCGAUGGGGUCAUGCAGGGCGUGUAUGGCUAUGUAGAUGUUGCUCGCCAGCAGCGCGGGGAGCAAAUACACAGAAUCGUCCCUGGCUUUGUUAGUGGUAGUUCCUGCGGCGGAAGCUGGCAGAACAAUGGGGUUUCUUUGAAUACAUCCGGCCCGACAUCUUUCCUGGUCCCAGAGGGCGGCGAUUCUCGAGCUGAGCCUUCGGUCUCCCUCGACACUCCUCUUCUAGAUCACAUCGAUAUCCUCAGGAGGUCCUUUGUUGGUUGUAUUCGUCGACUGGAAGAGCGAUUGACAUUGAAUCGAAAGAUUGUCACCGUGAGAGAACAUGCGGAAAUUGCAGAUGCUGUUUCGUCAGCUGCCAUGAAAGUUGUUGAACAGUUUCGUCCAUGGAUCUCAACUGUUGAGUCAAUCAAUCUUGUUCCACUCGGCACAAGUUUCCAGAACCCCCAACUUGUGGACUUCAGCCUACAGAAGCAGAGAGUCUACGAUGGCAUUGGUGAUUUUAUCUUGAGCUGCCAGGCAGUAUCAGCUCCUCUUCCCGACGAAUGGGCGGAGCUUCGUGGAGAUUCCCUUGAUGACCGAAUCACUGCUGUCCGAAGCGUCGCAAAACAGCUGGAAAAUUAUGUGUCGCAGAUCGGGUUCUCCUUAUCACUACUCCUUGAACAAAUUCCCGACGACCAAUCAUCCGUUACUCGUGUCGAUAGCCGCCUGGAAGAGGAAGAUGAGUCUCACAACAAAAAUGCCCACAGUCGUGCUGAUUCUCAAGCCACCAAGGUUUCCUCCGAGUCCAUUGGCAUUCCGUCAUCUUAUGCUCUCGGCAAGGAGCCUGGCAAGGUUCGCCGUAAUAUGGAUAAAGCUCAGAGGUUCUUUGGACAAGCACCGCCUACAACUGUCACGCGUGAGCCUGUUCAGCGGGAACCCAUGAGAGAACCUGAGGAGACUCCGUGGUUUUUGAAGAUGGACCACGAGGGUGAAGUGUUCCAUGAUACCAAGGGCGAUACACCGAUCUUGAAGUGCGGUACACUGGCAGGUCUGGUUGAACACCUUACGCGCCAUGACAAACUCGACGCAUCUUUCAACAACACCUUCCUACUCACCUACCGCUCUUUCACUACCGCCUCCGAACUUUUCGAGAUGAUUGUCCAGCGCUUUAAUAUACAACCUCCUUUCGGCUUGAACUCAGAUGACAUGCAAAUGUGGAUCGAUCGUAAACAAAAACCAAUCAGAUUCCGAGUGGUCAAUAUUCUCAAGAGCUGGUUUGAUCACUUUUGGAUGGAACCGAACGAUGAAGUAAACAUGGAUCUUUUACGACGCGUCCAUGCAUUUACUAAAGACUCGAUUGCUACAACUAAAACGCCAGGCUGUCCCACACUUCUUGCCGUUAUUGAGCAACGACUUCGCGGUCAAGACACAACCGUGAAGCGCCUUGUUCCUACUCAAAAUACAGCCGCCCCGCCAUCAAUUAUUCCAAAGAAUAUGAAGAAAUUGAAGUUCCUGGAUAUCGAUCCAACGGAGUUUGCGCGACAAUUGACCAUUAUAGAGUCCCGUCUUUACUCUAAGAUUCGACCCACUGAGUGUUUAAAUAAGACCUGGCAGAAGAAGGUUGGGCCUGAUGAGCCUGAGCCUGCUUCUAAUGUUAAGGCCUUGAUUCUUCAUUCCAAUCAGUUGACCAAUUGGGUCGCUGAGAUGAUCUUGACACAAGGUGAUGUCAAGAAGCGCGUGGUCGUCAUAAAGCAUUUUGUCAAUGUUGCAGAGAAAUGUCGCACCCUCAACAAUUAUUCCACUUUGACUUCUAUCAUAUCUGCUCUUGGAACUGCCCCAAUUCAUCGGCUGGGCCGAACAUGGGGCCAAGUCAGUGGCCGUACUUCUGCAAUUUUAGAGCAGAUGCGCCGACUGAUGGCGAGUACUAAGAACUUUGGCGAGUAUCGCGAGACUUUACAUCUCGCCAACCCUCCUUGUAUUCCCUUCUUUGGUGUUUAUCUUACCGAUUUGACAUUCAUUGAGGAUGGAAUUCCCUCACUUACGCCAUCAGAAUUGAUCAACUUCAACAAGCGGGCCAAGACCGCGGAAGUCAUUCGAGACAUUCAGCAGUAUCAGAAUGUGCCUUAUCUACUCUCACCAGUUCCAGAGCUUCAAGAUUAUAUCCUCAGCAAUCUACAAGCUGCGGGUGAUGUUCAUGACAUGUACGACAGGAGUCUUGAGAUCGAACCUCGAGAACGCGAAGAUGAGAAGAUUGCAAGGUAUGCUGAAUCAUCAAGCAAUAAACACAACACCCAACUUUUUGCAAACACUGUCUCACUUUUACGGUGA